CUGCAGGUGCAGCACGCCAGUAAGCAGAUCGCCGCCGACAAGCAGUACAAGGGCAUCGUGGACUGCAUCGUGCGCAUCCCCAAGGAGCAGGGCGUGCUGUCCUUCUGGAGGGGCAACCUGGCCAACGUCAUCCGCUACUUCCCCACCCAAGCCCUCAACUUCGCCUUCAAGGACAAGUACAAGCAGAUCUUCCUGGGCGGCGUGGACAAGCACACGCAGUUCUGGCGCUACUUCGCCGGCAACCUGGCCUCCGGAGGGGCGGCCGGCGCCACCUCGCUCUGCUUCGUGUACCCCCUGGAUUUCGCCCGGACCCGCCUGGCGGCCGACGUGGGCAAGUCGGGCACGGAGCGGGAGUUCAAGGGCCUAGGAGACUGCCUGGUGAAGAUCACCAAGUCGGACGGGCUCCGGGGCCUGUACCAGGGCUUCAGCGUGUCCGUGCAGGGCAUCAUCAUCUACCGCGCCGCCUACUUCGGCGUCUACGACACGGCCAAGGGCAUGCUCCCUGACCCCAAGAACACGCACAUCGUGGUGAGCUGGAUGAUCGCGCAGACGGUGACAGCGGUGGCUGGCGUGGUGUCCUACCCCUUCGACACCGUGCGCAGGCGCAUGAUGAUGCAGUCCGGACGCAAGGGAGCGGACAUCAUGUACACGGGGACCUUGGACUGCUGGCGGAAGAUCCUGAAGGACGAGGGCGGCAAGGCCUUCUUCAAGGGCGCAUGGUCCAACGUGCUCCGGGGCAUGGGGGGCGCCUUCGUGCUGGUGCUGUACGACGAGCUCAAGAAGGUGAUCUAGGCGGCCAGCCCGGCGCGGCGGCCCACGUAGGACCCCCACUCACGGACCAUGACCUUCCAGAAAUUCCAGUCGCCCCGCCCGGCCCUCCACGCCGUGGAGGGCUUGGGGGGCUCAGGGCCCAUUGUGAUCAUGUUGCCACCGGCACCCCGAUGUCCACGUGCUGAGGACGGCGAGGGGAACGGUGCGCCCCCGCGGGCCAGGCCGGCCGGCUCCCCGCCCUCAGCCCAGGGCCCGCCGCUCCCCGGGCCCGGGCGCGGUCACGUAUUUAUUGCAGACAGGACCACGACCCCGUUUGUACUGAAGCACUCGCCCUUUUGCACAGCCGAGUCCUCGCAGCUAACAUUCUCGUUGGGCAUUUCCGCAGAAUAAAGUCAGGACACCCAGA
Molecule: messenger RNA, 1177 nt
Organism: Tupaia belangeri chinensis (Chinese tree shrew)
Lineage: Eukaryota; Metazoa; Chordata; Mammalia; Scandentia; Tupaiidae
Gene: SLC25A6
Product: solute carrier family 25 member 6
Biological process (GO): mitochondrial ATP transmembrane transport; negative regulation of mitochondrial outer membrane permeabilization involved in apoptotic signaling pathway; mitochondrial ADP transmembrane transport
Cellular component (GO): mitochondrial inner membrane
Molecular function (GO): ATP:ADP antiporter activity
Source: RefSeq, a predicted model, not a curated record